This is a messenger RNA of Tachyglossus aculeatus (Australian echidna), 1746 nucleotides long. It is a transcript of the gene ZC3H11D, whose product is annotated as chromosome 14 C12orf50 homolog. The record is from RefSeq and is a predicted model, not a curated record. Lineage: Eukaryota; Metazoa; Chordata; Mammalia; Monotremata; Tachyglossidae. The coding region runs from base 331 to 1746 and encodes 471 amino acids. The transcript has 12 exons.
UCCACAAACUAUUUUGUAUUUCAUUCACAAGCCUCAGCUUUGUCACCUAAUAGAAAUUUGCUUUGUUGUUGAAGCUGAGGAUAUUUUUAUUCCUUCAUCACUCUAUGUCCAAAUCUUCUGAUUUAAAUUCAUUUAAGAGUUACCUAUUUUAGUGAUUCGUUUAUCAGCAGGAAGUCGCUGUUAUUAGAAAAUUAUUCAAGAAAGCCUGAGAAGUCUGGAAAAGUUGCUUUUUUUUCCAUAGGUGUGAUUUUACCUAACACAUUGAGUUCUUAAAUCUAAGUCCCCCAAUUCUUGUACAAGGACGGUGGAUGAGGAACAAGAGAGGUGAAGAUGGCAGAAGUUGUGGAAGACUGCUAUUUCUAUUUUUAUUCCACGUGUACUAAGCAAACCUGCACCAUUUCUUGCUUUUGGGAAACUCAGCCAUUUGGUUGUGUGAAGAUUAAUUGUAUGUUUUUUCAUAGCAAACCUCGUAAUAUCAAUGGACUCUUUUUGCCACCGAGUAGCAAAAUUCCACCUGGGAGCAAAGCAGAAACAAGCAGUGGACCGGAUCAUGACUAUAUUCCGCCUUUAAAGGAAACUCUGGAAGGAAUUCUUUCCCCUACUGAAACCAAAGGACCUUUGAAAUCUCGAGAGAUUCUGGCAAGACCAAUCCAUCCUCCACUGGUUGUAACUAUCAAUUUUGGGGAUGAGGAAGAUGAAGAGGAGGAAGAGGAGGAAGAAGAGAAGGAGAAUGUUUCUUCUAAUUCAUGGAUGAGGUCUUCUGAGGAUAUUGAAGAAGAAAAGGCAAUAAAGGCAAUGUGUUAUAAAUCUGGUGAAUACUAUAGAUUCCACACUCCUCUAGAUGUCUCGGGAAUACUUGUGUCUUCUGUAGUCAAAAAAGACUUUGUGAAACCCUUGGAAACUGGCACUGAUUUGCAAGAAGGUGAUGGGCUUACCAUUCCUUCAAAGCUAAAUGCAUUUGAAAGGCAAGUGGAGAUUAAAGAAUCCCUGAAUGGAAAAUUAAGGACUGAACUCACUACUUUUAAGAAUGGAGGAGGUGACUGUUAUGCUCCACAAGGGAUCAUAUAUCUUGGAGUGGAUGAAAGUGAAACCUUAACCGAAGAAAAGGAAUUCAUUAUGUCAAAAAGUUCACAUUUUAAAGGGAGCAAAUCUUUCAAUAAGCGGGACAACAUCAGCAACAGCUAUCACCAGAAGCAUUCUAUGACUGCGAGAUCAGCAAAUACAACACAUGUACUAAAUGCUAAAGAAAAUACCAACACGAGAUACAAAGAGGAUCCCUCUUCAAGUGAGACGAAGAAGCCAAAGUCUUUUCUUUUGGGUGAAGCCAAAUUGGUGAAUAAUACUCAGCAAAUGAGGAAAUCUAACUUUAAAGGGGUGAAAAAAAAGAAAUGGUUUUAUGAGGAACCAAAGAACUCAUCUAAUCCAGGGACAAGAAAAGCAACACAGGUUCCAAAUCCCAAAAAUAAAAUGGGUUGCCAAGGAACUGAUAAAAGCAGGAAUUCUGAGAAUGCUUCCUUUACUCGUCUUCCAAGAGAAGUUGUCAGAAGUGUUCCAGGGAAUUCCUCAGCACAUGGCCAAUCGGGAAAUAGGACUUACAAUAAAGACAGGGAACCCAGAUUUGUUCAGUAUCCAGACAAAUAUUCCUCAACAUCAUCUAAUGCUCCAGGCUGGAAAAGAAGGAUGUCCUUUUCAAAAACAUAUGCCAAAAUGGACAAAAUAUAUUCAGGUAGCUAUAAUUUCUAUUGA